Nicotiana tabacum (common tobacco) is the source of this 1623-nucleotide messenger RNA. NCBI's taxonomy places the organism in Eukaryota, Viridiplantae, Streptophyta, Magnoliopsida, Solanales, Solanaceae. The record is from RefSeq and is a predicted model, not a curated record.
AACCCCCCACCCCGGUUCGUCUUUCAUUUUUGGUUCAUCUUCCUCAAAACUUAGCUUGGAAGUUGGAAGCUUCGAACUCGCUCCCAAUUUAACACGACUCCAUCAUUACCGGAAAUUCCAUUUCACCGAUCUCCGUUCAAGAGAUCCGGAAUUUAAUUCAAGUUGGAUCCAAACCCGGACUGAUUAUGAUACACGCGUCUACAAACAAAUUUCAAUUUCAGAUCUAAGUAGAAGAGGAAUCAGUGAUCUGUAGGCAUUUUUAUUGAUUUCUGUGCAGAAACGUCAAUGGCGUCGAGAAAUAGAACGAUAUUGUUUAGGAAGUAUAGAGAUGCGUUGAGAAGUGUUCGGGUCCCUGCGGGUUCUUCGCCGUCCACGUCAUCGGGUCAUGGUAGUGGGCCGGUGAUCGAAUUGGCAACGACGUCGUUGCUUAAUUCCAAUCGAUCGUAUGCUCCUCUCAGUACAGAAGAUCCCGGAACCUCCAGUAAUGGUCCAGUUACAGUAGGUCUACCGCCAGCGUGGGUGGAUGUGUCAGAAGAAAUCACGGGUAAUGUGCAACGGGUUCGAACAAAGAUGGCUGAGCUAGCCAAAGCUCAUGCUAAAGCGUUAAUGCCAUCAUUUGGAGAUGGUAAGGAAGAUCAGCGUCGUAUUGAGGCUCUUACCCAUGAAAUAACUGGUCUUCUCAAAAGAUCAGAAAAAAAAUUGCAAAGACUUUCUGCAGCUGGUCCUUCUGAGGAUUCAAAUGUUAGGAAAAAUGUACAGCGCUCUCUUGCUACAGAUCUUCAAAGCCUUUCAAUGGAGCUUCGCAAAAAACAAUCUACUUAUUUGAAGCGGCUCCAGCAGCAGAAAGAGGGUCCAGAUGGAGUUGACUUGGAAAUGAACUUAAAUGGGAGCCAUUCUCGAAGGGAUGAUGAUGAUUUGGAUGACUUGGGAUUUAAUGAGCAUCAGAUGGCCAAGCUAAAGAAAAGCGAGGCAUUCACUGUCGAAAGAGAGAGAGAAAUACAGCAGGUUGUUGAAUCGGUCAAUGAACUUGCCCAAAUUAUGAAAGAUCUGUCAGUUCUGGUGAUAGACCAGGGUACUAUCGUAGAUAGGAUAGACUACAACGUUCAAAAUGUUGCAUCAACAGUUGAGGAAGGUCUUAAACAACUGCAAAAGGCUGAACGAUCCCAGAAACAAGGUGGAAUGGUCAUGUGUGCCACAGCUCUAGUUAUCAUGUGCUUCAUAAUGCUGGUCCUCCUAAUUUUGAAGGAGAUAUUAUUCUGAUUCAUGAAAAUAUUUUCUACAAACCUUGCAUAAUGUUGUAUUCACAAUACUACAUAAUGAAGGCACGCUGACACAUUUGUGACAAAGUGGAAGAAUGAGGUGAGCUAGCCCAUAUCAUUUUUGUGCUAGUGCCUUUAAUUUUUCUGUAUUUGGUAAUGGUAAGGUCUGUAUACUCGAGAAAUCAAUAGACCUCCAGGGAUCCUGUAUAGAGCAUUUAUCGUUAGAGAGCAUAAUACUAUUCUUUACCCUAGGAAAAUUUUGAUGUCUUGACAUUAUAUGCCUGGCAAUAUAUCGUAUUCUGUAUCUACGGCCAUACAUUUUUAGAUGAACCCCUGCAGAUUGGUUAUGCAUCUUUUAUGUUCA